CUACUCUCCCUCAAUCUCCCUUACUCUCUAUUUCCCUCUCACUGUCUAAGUCGGUGCUCCGUCUCUCUCUCUCUCUGCCUCUCUCUCUCUCUCCGUUCUGCUGAGAAGGGGAGUGGCAGUAACCCUAUACCUGACGGUCUGGCGCGCGCGUCUCUAACAGGCUAAACUGCCCUGUCGGGUGCAAAGGGUUCCGUCUGUCAUUCGGAGAGAGCCUCAGUCCGAGCUGCUCUGUCAUCAGAACUCCCCCCCCCCCCACGGGAAACGGACCGCAGAGAGGAGGGAGAAGAACGAGGGAAGGACGAUACGAAGAAAGAAGGAGAGAAGAAGCAGAAGGAGAGAAAGAACAGCUACGGGAAGAGAACAAACUUGCUUCGCGAGCUGAAAGAAGAGAGAGUCUCUCUCUCUCUCUCUCCCUCUCACUCUGCCUGGAUGCUGCGACCGCAGACAGAUUGACACAGUUUUGGGGAACCACAUCCCCACCCCCUCUUUUUUUUUGGAGAUGUCCUCUGAGGAGCUCUGGAGCGGCGGCGGCGGCGGUGGCGUGGUGGCCCGGAACGUUCCGGAGCACGGCGAGGACCAGGACGGGGUGAUGCUGGGGCGCAUCAGCAGCCUGCCCCUGGCCCUGUCCUCCGCCAACGACUUUCGCGGGAAGUUUAAAAAGAUCCACUCCAAGCGCCGGCCCUCCAUCCUGGACGGGGAAACGUCGCCGGUCGGAAACGGGUACAGCAAGCCGCCGCCGCCCCCCGCCUCCGUCGCCCCGGGAGACCGCAGAGGACCGGCAGCCAUGACGACCGUCGCCGUGGACCCCGAGAGCAAGCCGGGCGAGUACGUGCUCAAGAGCCUCUUCGCCAACUUCACCGGCGUGUCCGAGCGCAAGAUCCGCAUCAUCAUGGCCGAGCCGCUGGAAAAGCCACUGACAAAAUCCUUGCAACGGGGGGAGGACCCACAGUUUGACCAGCUGAUCAGCACCAUGAGCUCCCUGGCGGAGUACUGCCUCCCCUCCAUCUUGCGCACGCUGUUCGACUGGUACAAGAGACAGAACGGCAUGGAGGACGAGUCGCACGAGUACAGGCCCAGAGCCAACACCAAGUCCAAAAAUGAUGAGCAGCAGAAGGAUUAUCUACUUGAAAGGAGGGAUCUGGCAAUUGAUUUCAUAUUCUCUCUAGUGCUUAUAGAGGUUUUGAAACAGAUCCCACUCCACCCGCUCCUCGACAGCCUGAUUCAGGAGGUCAUUAACCUGGCAUUCAGACACUUUAAAUACAGAGAGGGGUACCUCGGUCCCAACACUGGGAACAUGCACAUAGUGGCCGACCUGUACGCUGAAGUCGUUGGAGUCGUGGCUCAGUCCAGGUUCCCGGCGGUGAAGAAGAAGUUCAUGGCGGAGCUGAAGGACGUGCGGCACAAGGAGCAGACGCCCUACGUGGUGCAGAGCACCAUCAGCCUCAUCAUGGGCGUCAAGUUCUUCCGCAUCAAGAUGUACCCCGUGGAGGACUUCGAGGCCUCCUUCCAGUUCAUGCAGGAAUGUGCCCAGUAUUUUCUGGAGGUCAAAGACAAGGACAUUAAGCACUCUCUGGCCGGACUGUUUGUGGAGAUCCUAGUUCCAGUAGCAGCGGCGGUGAAGAACGAGGUGAACGUGCCCUGUCUGAGGAACUUCGUGGAGACCUUGUAUGACACCACUCUGGACCUGUCCUCCAGGAAGAAGCACUCUCUGGUGAGUCGUCCUGCCUACCUCUGUCAUCUCUGUGUCUCCAGGGGGCUGCUGGGUAAAAUAACCAGAGCUUUUUUUUUUUUUUUUUUCUUCCAGAACAAAGACCCCAAAAUGGCCAGAGUGGCGCUGGAGUCCCUGUACCGCCUCCUGUGGGUCUACAUGAUCCGGAUCAAAUGUGAGAGCAACACCGGAACCCAGAGCCGCCUCAACACCAUCAUCACCACCCUGUUCCCCAAGGGGUCCCGCAGUGUGGUGCCCCGAGACAUGCCCCUCAACAUCUUCGUCAAGAUCAUCCAGUUCAUCGCACAGGAAAGACUGGAUUUUGCAAUGAAAGAGAUCCUCUUUGACCUGCUGUCUGUAGGAAAGCCAGCAAAAGCCUUCAGUCUUAAUCCAGAGAGGAUGAACAUCGGCCUGCGGGCCUUCCUGGUCAUCGCGGACAACCUGCAGCAGAAGGACGGGGAGCCGCCCAUGCCCAACACGGGCGCCACACUGCCUUCUGGGAACACGCUGAAGAAGAAGAGGACCUUCCUCAGCAAGACGCUGACCGAGGAGGAGGCCAAGCUCAUCGGUAUGGCCCUGUACUACUCACAGGUGCGGAAGGCCUUGGACCACAUCCUCAGACACCUGGACAAGGAGGUGGGCCGCUGCAUGAUGAAGACCAGCCUGCAGAUGCUGAACAAGGAGCCGGAGGACAUGAUCACGGGGGAGAGGAAGCCGAAGAUCGAUCUCUUCAGGACGUGUGUGGCUGCUAUCCCUCGGAUCCUGCCGGACGGCAUGUCCAAACUGGAACUGAUCGACCUGCUGUCACGCCUGACGAUCCACAUGGACGACGAGCUGCGUCUGAUCGCGCAGAACUCCCUGCAGAGCCUGCUGGUGGACCUGUGGGACUGGCGGGAGGACGUCCUGUUCGGCUUCACCAGCUUCCUGCUGCGGGAGGGGCAGGACACGCACCCCGGCCUGCUGGACUCCGCCCUCCGCCUCCUCCUGCAGCUGCUCACGCAGUGGAGGCUGACCCUGCAGGGCACCACCAAGAGCCGCUCCCACGAGCGGAUGUCUCCCGAGCGCAGUCACUGCGCAGUCCUGCACGCCGUGGAGGGCCUGGCGCUGGUGCUGCUCUGCUCCUGCCUGCCCAUCACCCGCAAGCUGGCCGUCGCCAUCCUGCGGGAGAUCCGCCUCCUCUUCACCGCCAUCGGGCAGCCCGAGGAUGAUGAUAAGCCCAUGAUUGAGGUGAUGGAUCAGCUGAGCUCUGCUGUUCUGGAGAGCUUCGUACACGUGGCCGUCUCUGACACGGCGACGCUGCCCCUCGGGCACCACGUGGACCUGCAGUGGCUGGUGGAGUGGAGCGCCAAGCUGGUCAACAGCCACUACGACGUCAAGAGCCCCUCCCACGUGUGGAUCUUCGCCCAAUCGGUGAAGGACCCCUGGGUGCUGUGCCUGUACAGCUUCCUGCGGCAGGAGAACCUGCCCAAGCACUGCCCCACCGCGCUCAGCUACGCCUGGCCCUACGCCUUCACCCGCCUGCAGCUGCUCAUGCCCCUGGUGGACCCCAAUAACCCGGCUAACGCCAAGAAGACGAGCACGGCAGGCACGUGGGACGGGUACGUGACCCUGUGGAGGAACUACCUGAUCCUCUGUUUCGGCGUGGCCAAACCCAGCAUCAUGAGCUCGGGCCACCUGAGGGCGUCCACGCCCGAAAUCACCGCCACCACCCCCGACGGCAGCGUCAGCUACGACAACAAGGUGAUCGGGACGCCCUCCAUAGCCUGGCUCCUGAAACAACUGGUCCCCUUGAUGAGAUCAGAGAGCAUCGAGAUCACCGAGGCCCUGGUGCUGGGGUUCGGACGCACCAACGCCCUGGUCUUCAGGGAGCUAGUGGAGGAGCUGCAUCCCCUGAUGAAGGAAGCCUUGGAACGAAGACCAGAGAAUAAGAAGCGCAGGGAGAGGAGGGACCUGCUCCGGCUGCAGCUGCUGCGCAUCUUUGAGCUGCUGGCCGACGCUGGAGUCAUCAGCGACAGCACUAACGGGGCUCUGGAGCGGGACACCCUCGCUCUGGGGGCGCUCUUCCUGGAGUACGUGGACCUGACCCGGAUGCUGCUGGAGGCGGAGAACGAUAAGGACGUGGAGGUGCUGAAGGACAUCCGGGCCCACUUCAGCGCCAUGGUGGCCAACCUCAUCCAGUGUGUGCCCGUCCACCACCGUCGCUUCCUCUUCCCCCAGCAGAGCCUUCGUCACCACCUCUUCAUCCUCUUCAGCCAGUGGGCGGGGCCUUUCAGCGUCAUGUUCACCCCGCUGGACCGCUACAGCGACCGGAACCACCAGAUCACGCGAUACCAGUACUGCGCUCUCAAGGCCAUGUCGGCGGUGCUGUGCUGUGGGCCCGUGUUCGAUAACGUGGGCCUCUCUCCGGACGGGUACCUCUACAAGUGGCUGGACAACAUCCUGGCCUGUCACGACCUGCGGGUCCACCGGCUGGGCUGUGAGGUGGUGAUCCUGCUGCUGGAGCUGAACCCCGACCAGGUCAACCUGUUCAACUGGGCCGUGGACCGCUGCUUCACCGGGUCCUACCAGCUCGCCUCCGGCUGCUUCAAGGCCAUCGCCACGGUCUGCGGGAGCAGAAACUACCCCUGUGACAUAGUGACGCUCCUGAAUUUGGUGCUCUUCAAGUCCUCCGACACCAACAGGGAAAUCUACGAGAUCUCCAUGCAGCUCAUGCAGAUCCUGGAGGCGAAGUUGGCGGUAUACUCUAAGAAGACGGCGGAGCAGAAGACCAGCAGCAUCCUCUACGGCACGCACGGCCCCCUGCCCCCCCUCUACAGCGUCUCCCUCUCACAGCUGUCCAAUCAGCUGGCCCGGAUGUACCCCGAGCUCACGCUGCCACUGUUCUCUGAGGUGAGCCAGCGCUUCCCCACCACGCACCCUAACGGGCGGCAGAUCAUGCUGACCUACCUGCUGCCCUGGCUGCACAACAUCGAGCUGGUGGACAGCGGGCUGCUGCCCCCGGCCUCCAGCCCCUGCACCCCGGAGGAGGAGGCCCGGGAGAGGGCCGACAGCCUGGGCCUGUCCCACCCGCUGAAGGGCAGCGGCUGGGGCUCCCUGCAGGCCACCUCCCUGGUGCUCAACAACCUCAUGUUCAUGACCGCCAAGUACGGUGAUGAGCUGCCGGGGCCGGAGAUGGAGAACGCCUGGAACGCACUGGUCAGCAACGACAAGUGGAGCAACAACCUGCGCACGUCGCUGCAGUUCCUCAUCAGCCUGUGCGGCGUGAGCAGCGACACCGCGCUGCUGCCUUACGUGAAGAAGGUGGUGAUCUACCUGUGCCGGAACAACACCAUCCAGACCAUGGAGGAGCUGCUGUUUGAGCUGCAGCAGACCGACCCCGUCAACCCCGUGGUGCUGCACUGUGACAACGCCCCCUUCUACCGGUUCGCCCCCAGCAACAAGACCUCCGCCGCCGCCUCUGGUACGUCCUCGAGUAGUAAUACGUUGGUAGCUGGCCAGGAGAGUUUCCCGGAUGUAGAGGAAUCUAAGGCGGCCAGAGAGACAGAGGAGAGGCGAAGCAACGUUACCCGGGCCCAUAACAGACUUGAAUCCCGCUACAGCAACAGCUCUGGGGGCUCCUAUGACGAGGAGAAGAGUGACCCACUGCCGCCCUACACCGGUUGGCUGAUGAACGUGCUGGAGACCAAUCAGCCGCAGCCCCUGCCCAUGCCCAUAACUGGGGGCUGCUGGGCCCCCCUGGUGGACUACCUGCCCGAAACCAUCACCCCUCGAGGGCCCCUGCACAGGUGUAACAUCGCGGUGAUCUUCAUGACUGAGAUGGUGGUGGAUCACAGCGUGAGAGAGGACUGGGCACUACACCUGCCCCUGCUGCUGCACGCUCUCUUCCUGGGUCUGGAUCACUACCGGCCGGAGGUGUUCGAACACAGCAAACGCCUCCUCCUGCACCUCCUCCUCACGCUCUCCUGCAACAACAACUUCCAGGUCAUCGCUUCCGUCCUACUGCUCACCAGGGAGAUGAGCGACAACAAGGCCCUGACUGUCAAAUCCAGCUAUCAGCCUGAAUACCUGUACACAGGGGGCUUUGACUUCCUGCGGGAGUGCCAGGCCUCCCCGGUGGCGGACUCGGGCCUCAGCUCCUCCUCCACCUCCUCCAGCGUCAGCCUGGGCAGCAGCAGCGGGAACCUCCCCCAGAUCUCCCUGGAGCUGGAGGAGCUGGAGGAGUCCUCCACAGAGGCCGAGGAGAAGACCAACAAGCUCAUCGAGUUCCUCACCACCAGGGCGUUUGGACCCCUGUGGUGCCACGAGGACAUCACUCCCAAGAACCCGAACUCCAAGAGUGCCGAGCAGCUGGCCAACUUCCUGCGCCACGUGGUCUCUGUGUUCAAGGAGUCCAAGUCAGACUUCCACCUGGAGGCGCAGCUGAGCGACGUGGCCCUGCAGACGGCCCUCUGCAGCUCGUCCCGCCACUACGCCGGGCGCUCCUUCCAGAUGUUCCGCGCGCUCCGCCAGCCCCUCUCCGCCCACGCCGUGUCCGACCUGCUGUCCCGCCUGGUGGAGGUGGUGGGCGAGCACGGGGACGAGGUGCAGGGGUACGUGAUGGAGGUGCUGCUCACCCUGGAGUCCGUGGUGGAGAAUCUGGCUGAAUGUCUGAAGAACAGCGACCUGAUGGCUGCUCUAACCAGGGCCUCGUCGCCGGACUUCCUGACCAAUGGGAAGCUGACGUCCAACAGGAAGAGCACGGGGCAGCUGAACCUGCCAGGAGGGGGCAGCACCGCCGAGCGCAGCCGCCACCAGAGGAGCUACUCCGUCCCCAAAAAGUUCGGGGAGAGCGGGGACCGGUCGUCGGACCCGCCCCGCAGCGCCACCCUGGACCGCAUCCAGGCCUGCACCCAGCCGCCCGGGAUGGGGCGGAGCACCCGCAGCUCCUCCUCCUCCUCCCGGGACAACAGCGGGGGCGGGGCCACGGACCCCGCCCACGACCCCGCCCACUCGGGCCACCCGGCCAACCUGCUGGCCACCAUCUUCUGGGUGGCGGUGUCGCUGAUGGAGUCGGACUUCGAGUUCGAGUACCAGAUGUCCCUGCGGCUGGUCCAUCGGCUGCUGGCGCGGGUUCCCCUGGACCGGCCGGAGAACCGGGAGCGGCUGGAGAAGCUGCAGGCCCAGCUGCGCUGGAGCGGGUUCUCCGGGCUGCAGCAGCUGCUGCUCAAGGGCUUCACCUCGCCCGCCACCACCGACCUCACGCUGCAGCUCUUCUGCCAGCUCACGCCCGUCUCCCGCGUGCCCGUGGUCGACACCUCGCAGGCCAUCGGCUUCCCGCUGAACGUGCUCUGUCUGCUCCCGCACCUGGUCCAGAACUUCGACUGCCCCACCCAGUUCUGCAAGGAGAGCGCUGAGAGGAUCGCGCAGGUGUGCCUGGAGGAGAAGAACACCAAGCUGUCUCACCUGGCCCAUGUGAUGACGCUGUAUAAGACCCACUCCUACACCCGGGACAGCUUCUCCUGGGUCAGCGUGGUGUGCCGCUACCUGCACGAGGCCUUCGCCGACAUCACCCUCAGCAUGGUCACCUACAUGGCCGAGCUGUUGGACAAAGGCCUUCCCAGCAUGCAGCAGUCCCUCCUGCAGAUUAUCUACAGCUUGCUGAGUCACAUGGACCUCAGCGGCAUCCAGUUCAAGCCCUUCAAUGCUGAGGUGCUCAAAACCAUCGAGAAGUUUGUCCAGACUGUACACUGGAAGGAGGCCCUGAACAUCAUGAAGCUGGUGGUGUCGCGUUCGGCCAGCCUGGUCCUGCCCUCCUAUCCCCAUGGCGACCUGUCCCACAUGGAGGUGAGCCGCGUGUGGGACGGCUCCUCGAAGGCCCUGCCCGGGAAGACCCUGGACUUCCACUUCGACAUCUCUGAGACUCCGGUGAUUGGCCGGCGGUACGAUGACCUGCAGGGCUCGGCGGGGCGGGACGGUAAGACGCGCGCCAUCGCCGUCACCCGCAGCACCUCCUCGGGCUCGUCCGGCUCCACCUCCAACAACGUCCUGGUGCCCGUCAGCUGGAAGAGGCCGCUGUCCUCACAGAAAAGGACACGGGAAAAACUCGUCAAUGUGCUGUCGUUGUGCGGACAGGAAGUGGGACUCACCAAAAACCCGUCGGUGAUCUUCUCCUCCUGCGGGGAUCUGGACCUGAUGGAGCACCAGCCCAGCCUGGUGUCGUCGGAGGACGGCGGCAGGGAGCCGGAGAACAUGGACGACACCGCCUCCGAGCAGCAGUUCCGCGUCUUCCGCGACUUUGACUUCCUGGACGUGGAGCUGGAGGACGGGGAGGGGGAGAGUGUGGAUAACUUUAACUGGGGGGUGCGGCGUCGCUCCCUGGACAGUGCAGACCUGCUGCAGGAGCUCCUGGAGGAGAGUCAGCACUCAGACACCACGCCCAGCCUCGCUAAGGACUCCGAUGAGUCAUCGGAGGAGGAGUCUCUCACUGCUAGUCAGACCAUGAACCUCUCUCCCUCCGAGGAGACCAAUAACACGGACUCCCUCUCCACGUCCUUCGACACGACCUCGGCCGACCCCCACUCCCUGAACGCCCGGACCCCCAGCUUCGAGGCGUCCCAGCCGGAGGACCCCGCCCAGCGGGCUGAGGUUUUGGCUGAGGACGAGGACACUAACGUCCACGAGGACGACCUGUCCCUCUCCGCCAACGACCUGCCGGCGGGGUUUGACUGCAGCGACAGCUUCUCGCUGGAGGCGGAGCACAGGGAACAGAGGGCGGAGCUUGACCUGGACCCACAAUGCCUGCCCAGCCCGGGAGAGGAGAGGGAGGAGCUCCAGGAGUCCCGCCGGUCCCCGCCCCCCUCGCCCUUCUUCUCCGCCAUCCUGGCGGCGUUCCAGCCCGCCGCGUGUGACGACGCCGAGGAGGCGUGGCGGUGCCACCUCAGCCAGCUGGUGUCCGACUCGGACGGGUCCUGCGCCGUCUACACCUUCCACGUCUUCUCCUCCCUCUUCCAGAACAUCCAGAACAAAUUCUGCUCCUUGACCCACGACGCUGCCUGUUACCUUGGCGACGGUCUCCGAGGCAUCGGCUCCAAGUUUGUGAGCUCGUCCCAGAUGCUGACGACCUGCUCGGAGUGCCCCACCCUCUACGUGGAUGCAGACACCAUCCUCUCUUAUGGGCUCCUGGAAAAGAUGAAGUUCAGCGUGCUGGAGCUGCAGGAGUACCUGGACACGUACAACAACCGGGAGGAAGCCGCCAUCUCCUGGCUGCGGAACUGCAAGACCACCUUCCCGAGGGGCUCGGGGAUCGGGGUGAUCACCUGCCAGCCGGGGGACUCCGAGGAGAAGCAACUGGAGUUGUGUCAACGCCUCUACAAGCUCCACUUUCAGCUGCUGUUGCUGUUUCAGUCCUACUGUAAGCUGAUUGGUCAGGUCCACGCCAUCAGCUCCGUCCCAGAGCUCCUGAACAUGUCCCGCGAGCUGAACGAGCUGAAGAGCAGCCUGAGGAUGGCGGCGGUGGCGGUGGUGGGCGGCAGCCUCACCCCCCGCUCGUACCCGCGCACGGCCACGCCCACCUUCGCCACCUCCGAGGCGGCCGUGCAGGCCGUGCUGGAGAGCCUGAGGAAGAGCGAGUUCGCCGCCGCCAUCCGCCACAUCCGCGAGUGCAGGACGGUGUGGCCCAACGACAUCUUCGGGAGCCCGUCGGAGGACGAGGUGCAGACGCUGCUGAACAUCUACUUCCGGCAGCAGAGCCUGGGGCAGACGGGCUCCUUCGCGCUGGUGGGCUCGCGCCAGGACCUGUCCGACAUCUGCGCCAAGCUGAUGGAGCUCAACGGCGAGAUCCGUCACAUGACCCGCCGCGCCCAGGCCUACCGCGUGGUCACCGCCGCCGCCGCCUUCCUCCCGGACUCCAGCGCGUCCGGCGCCGGCCUCUGACAGGAGGAGGAGUUCACCUGGCCCCCGCCCCCGUCCCCCUGCUCGCCCCCGCCCUCGCCCCUCUUCUAGCCCCGCCCCCUGCCCUCGCCCCUGUUCUAUCCCCGCCCCCCGCCCCCGUCCUCACCCCUGUUCUAGC
This is a messenger RNA of Anguilla rostrata (American eel), 9755 nucleotides long. RefSeq names its product furry homolog b (Drosophila) (gene fryb). Gene Ontology annotation, cellular component: cell cortex; site of polarized growth. The transcript is spliced from 61 exons. The coding region runs from base 500 to 9619 and encodes 3039 amino acids. The record is from RefSeq and is a predicted model, not a curated record. Gene Ontology annotation, biological process: neuron projection development; cell morphogenesis. NCBI's taxonomy places the organism in Eukaryota, Metazoa, Chordata, Actinopteri, Anguilliformes, Anguillidae.